Messenger RNA from Adineta steineri, 1038 nucleotides. The record is from the annotation of a GenBank genome assembly. NCBI's taxonomy places the organism in Eukaryota, Metazoa, Rotifera, Eurotatoria, Adinetida, Adinetidae.
AUGGAUUCCAAUAAUGUUAGUAAUGGUCUGUUAAUUGCACCUGUACAAUUAAACAUUUAUCUUGGAUUAUUCAUAUACAUAACGGGUGUCAUCGGCAGUAUUGGCAAUAUAAUUAUCUAUAAGUCUCGAUCAUUACGUAAUCGAGCUUGUUCCAUAUACUUAUUCUGGGGAUCUCUUGUUGAUCUGAUUUAUCUGAAUUCUGUGCUCUUAACACGUUUAUUACAAAAGGGUUUCAAAAUACCUAUCAUGACACGUUAUGAUGUUAUAUGCAAGAUUCGUCAAUUUGCUUCUAAUUAUGGUAAUCAACUUACAUUCACCUUCUUGGCAUUGGCUACACUUGAUCGACUUCUUUUAGCACAUCAAUCACCUACGCUUCGUCGAUGGGGUAAUCGUGUUCUUCUAGCGAAUAAGUUAGUGGUAGCAUUUUCGCUGAUUUGGUUGGCAAUUCUUUGCCAUCGCCUUAUAUGGUAUGAUACAAUCAAUGGACAAUGUGCAGGUCAAGCAGGUUUCUAUGCAUACUUCGAUAACAUAUUUAACGCAGUCGUGACAUGUUUGUUGCCGAUGGUCACCUUAACUGUGCUUGGCAUUCUAAUUGGACGAAGUGUUCGUCGUGUUGUUCAACGACGACGGGUAGUUCCUACGGCUACUGUCAAUGAAUCGGCUCAUAGUGAUCAAUCAGCUAUUCAAAAAAUAGAUACACAACUAACAAUUAUGCUUUUCUUAGAUAUAUUCGUUUCAAUGAUCUCUUUUUUACCGUAUGCCGCACAAUUAAUAUAUGCUAAUAUUACUGGCACUUGGCCAAAAUCACCAUCACAAGUUGCUUGGGAAAAUGUCGUGUCCGAAAUUAUUAAUUUACUAUCAUAUAUAUUUUUUAGUGGUCCAUUUUAUGUUUCGAUUAUCUCAUUAAGUGGUUUUCGACAUCAACUCUUACGUGCACUUGGCUUGAAAAAACAACAGACAACCACUUAUACUCAAAGAGGUGUGACUAUGGGAACUACUCAAAAUAACACCAACAACCAAACUCGGUUCACUACCUAA